Messenger RNA from Cyprinus carpio (common carp), 2465 nucleotides. Its product is annotated as transcription factor Sox-1a-like. Gene Ontology annotation, molecular function: RNA polymerase II cis-regulatory region sequence-specific DNA binding; DNA-binding transcription factor activity, RNA polymerase II-specific. Lineage: Eukaryota; Metazoa; Chordata; Actinopteri; Cypriniformes; Cyprinidae. Gene Ontology annotation, biological process: anatomical structure morphogenesis; cell differentiation; regulation of DNA-templated transcription. The record is from RefSeq and is a predicted model, not a curated record.
AGGAACAAUUUUCUCGAUCGGUCAUGCGAUUGGAUCACAUGUGAAGAUGUAAAUGUUGUACAAUUAUCCUUGCUCUCGUUAAAUAAAAAUUACAGUCUGAUUUUCAUUUAGAUAUCACCUUCAUGUUUGCCUUCCAUUUGUGUAUUUUUAUUUCGAGACAACUUUAGACUUUCAACUUUCAGAGUUUUCCAUAUACCAGUUUACAGUCAUCAUGUUUACGCGCUUCAAAAUCUUAGCAGUGCACCACCAGACGGCAGUGUCCUCGAUUUAGGAACCUCUAUUUAAAAUCGUGUUGUUUACCUCUUAAAAUAUUGUUUGAUUUUAUGUCGUUUCACUCAAAGAAUAACUAAUUAUAAAGUUCUUAGUGGGAAUUGUGUGUGUUGAUUAUCUCUGGCAAAAAAGAUGUAACUCAAAUAAGAAAUGAAAUUACAGUAGUUUUGACGUUUUUGACAUCCUAUUUUAGAAAGUGCACUUAUGGAAAAUUCAUUUCAACUGAUUUUUUUUCCUAUAACAGUUUUGUAAUCACAGACAUUCAGCAUGCAUAUCUGACAAGUAGUUGGCUACCCUGUACACACAAAGAUUUGGCAAGACGUCACGAGGGGAGCAUUGGAGCUAUUGCAGUUAUUAUAAAGAAUUAGAUCGUAUCUUGUAAUGUCAUCUAAAUGGAUAAAAUCUACCAUUUGUCCUCCUGUUCAUUUAUUGCAACCAUUGAAGAGGCUCAAACUGCUACCUCAGUAUUUACUCCACUUUAGAGGGGGCGGUGUUGACCCUCCGUGCACCCCGCCUACUAGUUCUUUCCUUGUUGUCUACGUCACAUGACCGAACUCCAUGCAAAUCUCUCCUCACUGGAACGCUAUUGGCCGCUCGCUCAUUUUAAUCGCUGUCAAAACGCAUCAUAUGGCCACCGCUUUAACUAACUCUUCAACUCCACUAGGAAAAGUAACUCAAACGCACGUUCAAUUAAUGUGGAUGUGAAACGGCAGGCGGACACGACACUAAACAGGCUACAGAAGCAAAAAGAGACCCCGAAACUAACAGCAAACGGUUGGGAAUAAACUGAAUUCCACAUUUCACCGGAACUCCACUGGUUUGUGAGGCACUUGCUUCAAGCGGACUACAGAGCGCCAAAAGUUCAUGCUUUUUCUCUGCUAGCUGAGAACUUCUAAGCCACUUGAAUGUAUAGCAUGAUGAUGGAAACGGACCUUCAUUCCCCGGGACCCCAAACCAAUACGAAUCCGGGGCAAACGGGUCCAAAUUCGGGGAGCAAAGCCAACCAAGACCGCGUAAAAAGACCUAUGAACGCUUUUAUGGUCUGGUCCCGCGGCCAGCGCAGAAAAAUGGCUCAGGAGAACCCCAAAAUGCACAACUCUGAAAUUAGCAAAAGACUCGGUGCUGAGUGGAAGGUGAUGUCAGAGGCUGAAAAGCGGCCCUUUAUUGAUGAGGCGAAGCGGUUGCGCGCCAUGCACAUGAAGGAGCAUCCGGAUUACAAAUACAGACCGAGGCGCAAAACCAAGACCCUGCUUAAAAAGGACAAGUAUUCGUUGGCUGGCGGCUUGCUCGGUGGUGCAGGUGCUGGGAUUGGGAUGAGUCCUGCAGGGGUCGGCCAGAGGUUGGAGAGUCCUGGGGGUCACGGAGGCUCGGCCGGCGCUGGCUACGCGCACAUGAACGGCUGGGCGAACGGCACUUAUUCCGGCCAGGUGGCCGCCGCGGCAGCAGCGGCUGCGAUGAUGCAGGAGGCACAGCUCGCUUACAGCCAGCACCCAGGCAGUGGGUCUCACCAUCACCACGCUCAUCACCAUCACCCGCACAACCCUCAGCCUAUGCACCGCUACGAUAUGACUGCUCUCCAGUACAGCCCCAUCUCGAACUCCCAGAGCUACAUGAGCGCUUCUCCGUCCGGCUACGGUGGGAUAUCGUACACGCAGCAUCAAAACUCCAGCGUCGCUUCUUCUGCCGCCAUCGGAACGCUGAGCUCGCUCGUCAAGUCCGAACCCAAUAUAAGCCCUCCGGUUACCACACACGCCCGAGGUCCCUGCCCCGGAGACUUGAGAGAGAUGAUUAGUAUGUAUUUACCGACCGGAGAGUCCGGGGAUCCGUCAGUGCAGAGCAGACUGCAUGCAUUACCGCAGCACUAUCAGAGCACAGCCGCCGGAGUAAACGGAACUGUCCCAUUGACGCAUAUUUGAAACAGCUGAUGGAAAGUGAUGGGUAACGCGCAUUCAGAAACACUCCACCAAAAAUGUUUACCUCUUUUUUUUUUUAGAUUGUCAUUGAACUACUUUUGUACAGAAUGUUUUAUGAUGUUCUUGUAAAUUAAAGGUAAAUAUUGUUUCGAUUGCAUUUCGGAGAGAAACUGAGAUCUUAUCAAAUGUAUCACUUUCAGUGAAACAUUGUUUAAUUAUGACGUCUUUAAAAAUGAUUCUGACAGCGUUUCUGGCCACGCCAAGAAAUAUAAUACAUAAUUU